UGCGGGGUAUUACAGCUAGGAGUGGGCUCUGGCAGCGUUUGGUAACGGCUGAUUGUUUAACAGGCAUACACGUCACAAUGGCUGACAAAGGGAAACGUUCCAGCUUCUUAGACAGGGAAAUUCGAAUGGUACUUGUAGGAAAGACUGGAGUUGGUAAAAGUGAAACAGGGAAUACAAUAGCUGGAGCCGGAAAGAUUGUGAAGAUAUUUGACUCAUUCGCAAGAGCAAUGUCUGUUACAAAGAAAUGUAAACAACAUUCCUUUAAGCGCUUUGGUGACGACUUGCAGCUUGUUGAUGUCCCAGGUUUUUGUGACACAGUAAAAUCACACGACGACAUAAAGGAAGAGAUAAUGAAAUGUAUAGGCAUGUCAUCUCCUGGAAUACACGCCAUUCUUUUCAUCGUGAGGGUAGGAAGGUUCAUGGAAGAAGACAAAAAUACACUUGAAAGGUUCCUGCGCUGCUUUGGAGAAGAAUCAAAACGAUUUGUGAUUAUUGUAUUUACUGGAAAAGAUGACUUGGAAGCGGAUAAUGAUACCCUUGACAACUAUCUAGGUGAUUGCCCAGUGACACUGAAGAAGUUUCUAUUUGAUGUAAGUCGUCGCUGUAUUGCUGUCAACAACAGGGGGACGGAUGCAGAGAAGGAGAAAUUUGCCAAAGACCUGAUAGUCAUUGUAAAAAGCAUGGUUGGUUACAACGGCGGCGGGUGCUACACAAACGAGAUGUAUGAGAGGUGUGAGGCUGAGCUUCGAGAAGCUGAGAAGAAGGAAAAACUUGAAGAGAAGAGGGAGAAGCAGCUCGAGGAGACACUCAAGCAAGAAGCUGCUGCCUAUGAAGAAAUGUUACAGAGACAGCAUCUUAAAAUGCAAGAAUUGGAGAAACAACUUCAACAAAACAAAAAAAGAUCAGAGGAAGCAAAAAAUGAAGGAAAUCAGUUGAGAGAACGACUAAAAGCCUUAGCACUGCUGCAAAAUGAAGAAGAAGAGAAUCAGGUGGCUGAACAAAAGGAGGCAGUCUCAGAGGAAAACAUGAGGAGAGAAGUUCAGAACCUGCAAGAUCUUCAGAAAACCAUUAGGGAAGAACAUGACCGUAUGAGGGUAGAAAUGCAACAUGAAGAAGUUCGGAAGCAGAUACGAGAGAAAGUUGAAAAUGGUGACACUGGUUACCUUGGAACUGCUUACCGAUGGGUAAUGAGCAAGAUCGCUUCAUUAAACCAAUUUUCGUAAUGGUAGCUGUAUUAUAAAGAUCUGUCAAAGAUAGAUUUUCAUUGAUUCAAUCAUAUAGUUUUGGUCACUACGUUUACGUAUACGUUACUUAUUAUAUAUUCAACAGAAACGAUUUUUGUUUAUGCAGAUCCAGACUUUGAGGUCGAGAUUUCAAUUUGUUCUGGGUACAAUCGAGCAAUGAUCCUCAUUCGAAGAUUGCAAAGAGCGUCAGACGACUCAUGGUCUUUGAAUGAGGAUUGAAAUAAGCACCAUUUGGGGCUGGGUUUAUAUCUAAAAAAGCAUUCACGAGUGCGUGUGUGUGUUUGUACGUAUACCUGUCCGGACUAAUGUCGGUUCUAUAGUGCUAGAAUACCCCACUCUGACACAGUGACUAUGAACCAACCAGGGCAUGUCAUAUAAUCCGUUAAGGCCGAGCCCCAGGCAGGGUAGCAACUUUUGGUAUGGUGCGGUCAGGGGAUCGAACCACUGACCUUAUACACUCCCUGCAGAUGUUGUAUCCACUAGAUCACAGAGGAACAUGUGAUUUAUGCUUGGUUCACCUCCAUUUUAUUACUGAGAAACGUCUGUAGAUAAAUUGGUGUCUGGAUGUAGUAUGGAAAGCCGCGUAAUGGAAUUAGGUUUGUCUUCACGUUACAACAGCCGUUAGUCUUGUUCACUGCUUGGCUUUUGCGAAUUUUGUUUUGAAAUUAUUCACCAUGCUUUGUAACCUAGGUAUGUAUAAAUAACAGCAAGAUAAUGUAAUACAAAACUGUUUUUCAUGUAUUGGAACUAUGCCAUGGGAAUAGUAAUUUGGCUACCCUUUCAUUUUCGCCUUUACCUUAUUGCCAUUUUGCCGUGGUCUUACUUUAGACAUGUAUUUGAUAGACCCCUUCUGGCAAUAUCUGCCGCGGAAGGUUUGAGCACUUCUGUUAUAUAAUCUGUUCUGGACGUUUGUCUUAUUAUAAACAUAUGCCAUAGAAACACUAUGUAGUCACCUCUAUCUACUAUUUUUGCUAUUCAGGAAAAAAAACGUCCAUACGAGGUGAGGUGAGGUGAAAUGGGGUUUAACGUCGCGUCCAAGAUUAUUGCAAUAACAUUGCGACGUCCAUAUGAGGCUACCGCAUUUUACUCCAAGUUUGCUAAGUAUCAUUACUUUAAAAAGGUAAAUGCCCCAAUUGUGUUGAAAUAGCCAACAACCAUAUUGCGUUAAGACAUGUUUAAUAAACAAAAGUCACGUGACAUCAGAUCAGAUCACUCGUCAAAAUGAGAGUAAAACUGAAAAACACAAUCAUUCUAACAAAAAGUACAGUACCGUGUAUGCGACCCAUAUUACACCGCUUCUCAUGCUCCCCCGGGUGGUCGGGUAGCCUAGUGGUUGAAGCGUUAUCUCGGCACGCUGAAGACCUGCGUUCGAUUCCCAACAUUAGGACAAUGUGUGAAGCCCUUUUCAGGUGUCCCCGUCGUGAUAUUGCUGGAAUAAUGCUCAAAGCAGCAUAAAACCACUCUCAAGUGUCUGGAUGGUUGCCAAGGGAAGAUUGGUCCACUCUUCAGUACGAACACUGCCGAGUUUCUGUGGUGUUGCCAGAAGGACAGGGCAUCGCGAGAGAGUGAUCUGCAGCUCGUUAACACUUGCACCUCAAUAUGGACAACGACUCCUGCUCUAAGUUGGCAUCAGGGACCAUGUCACAAUGAGGUCGUACGUUAUCAUUCAUGAUUGCAUCAGCAUACGGUCUCACGUACACACCCAAAAUGUCGUACCUGUUGCGGAAACAUGUCAUCGAGCUCUGCUGUAGGACAAGACAAUCGGUUCUUCCAGCCCUAUUGAUCACACCCUAAGUCAUGACUCAGUGCCCUCCAUCUCUGUCAUGUUCAUCUAUUUUGGAAUCCUGAAAUCUUUCUCACCUUCGGGCGUAAGGAUCUGUGAAGUCUAGACAGUAUAUCGAUUCAUCAGUGAAAAGUACUGAAGCCCAGUCUCGGUCUGUCCAACUGACGUGGUCUUCAGCCCAAUCCAAAUGUCACUGUCUGUGAUGUCGAGUCAGUUGCAUGGGAAUGCAUGCCCUCAGUGAACGGAGACCAGCCUCACGGAGACGAUUGUGCACUGUUUGAGUAGAAACGUUAAAGCCACUGGCGUUCCGCAGAUCAUUCCUGACUGUGGUGGCAGUCACGAAGUGAUAAUGUCUUCCUGCUGUGUGGUAGAACUCUGUUCGAUGUCGCUUGGUAUCUGCAGCUGGUAUCUGCCUAAUUCUUUGGUUGUCAAGCGACUUCUUUGAGGGGGCAUAAGUGAAUUCGGUUGUUGCAAACCUAGUAGCAAAUGUUGAUGUGCUCUCUGAUAAUGAUGUGCAAAGAUUCUGUCACGAUACGAAUAAACGCUCGUUUUUAAGCACCUCGUGCACAUCUUGCCAAUGACUGCAUGCCUCUGUACAUGAGAUACUUUAGGGAUAAUCCAAUCAUUGUGUACAGGGAUAUUACAAUGUUAAUUUGUUGCAUGAUACAUCAUCAAAACUAGAUCCUUAGCAAACUUUAAGUAGUAUAAAUCAAGAGCGGUUAAAUGUGAAACAAUGUGUUGAGUUGCAUUCUUUUUGAUUUUCUUCUCAUUUAAAGAUUUCUUUGUUAAAUAAAUUUAUAAAAAAUGUC
This is a messenger RNA of Haliotis rufescens (red abalone), 3836 nucleotides long. Its product is annotated as GTPase IMAP family member 4-like. Bases 78 to 1223 code for a protein of 381 amino acids. The transcript is spliced from 3 exons. Lineage: Eukaryota; Metazoa; Mollusca; Gastropoda; Lepetellida; Haliotidae. Gene Ontology annotation, molecular function: GTP binding. The record is from RefSeq and is a predicted model, not a curated record.